Micropterus salmoides (largemouth bass) is the source of this 1647-nucleotide messenger RNA. It is a transcript of the gene nubp2, whose product is annotated as nucleotide binding protein 2 (MinD homolog, E. coli). NCBI's taxonomy places the organism in Eukaryota, Metazoa, Chordata, Actinopteri, Centrarchiformes, Centrarchidae. Bases 679 to 1485 code for a protein of 268 amino acids. Gene Ontology annotation, cellular component: cytosol. Gene Ontology annotation, molecular function: ATP-dependent FeS chaperone activity; ATP binding; 4 iron, 4 sulfur cluster binding. Gene Ontology annotation, biological process: iron-sulfur cluster assembly. The record is from RefSeq and is a predicted model, not a curated record. The transcript is spliced from 7 exons.
GGUGUGCCUCUAUCCGACCUUGUGACAGGUGCAGUUUGCACUCUGUCCCACUUCUUGCAAGCUGAACGUAAACAUUAGUUCCCCACGCCCUUAUGUUGUUCUUAUUGGAUAAGAUCUAUGUGGGGGAGGAGUUUAUGUUAAUUUGUUUAGUUAAUUUUACCUAAGUGGGGUAUCUCUGGAAUAAUGUCUGUGGCCUUGGUCUUCUGACUUGAUAACACAAACACUUGGUUAAAUGCACAUACAAAAAAAAGAAAAGAAAGACAGAAAAACCUUGUCCCAGGUGGGAUAAAUUAAUUGCAAAUAUCUAUCAGAUACUCACCAGACCUACAAUAGUGUAUAUUGCUGGUAAUUAUUUUGUUGGAAUAUGAUUCACAAAUUCAAAAAAAAAAAAAGUAUAUGUCUGGAGCCAGCUGUUUGGCUUCAGUCGUUGUCGUUUAGGGUAAAACACGUCUUCGCUAACAGAAAAACCAAAAAAACAACAACUCGUUUUUAUUAGUUUUAAGCGUUUGUGGUGCGAAUGAACGCACCAUGGUUCGCACCGGUAGCCUAUUGGUGGCGUUGAAAGAUAGGCGGGACUGAUGUAUUAUCCGCUGUGUGAUUGGCUAAGUGGCGCAUGACGAUACACGGAAGUAUUUGCUCCUUGUGCUGUGUGCAUGAUUGAAUCUUCAACUCCAAAAUAUGGAACAAAAUAAUGUCGGGAGCCUGGCCCAGGUCCAGCAUGUUGUAUUGGUCCUGUCAGGGAAAGGAGGUGUAGGCAAGAGCACCAUCACCACAGAGCUAGCACUGGCUCUUAGGCAUGCUGGCAAGAAGGUAGGCAUUCUAGACGUUGACCUCUGUGGGCCCAGUAUCCCCCGCAUGCUGAAUAUGGGCCGGCCUGCCGUGCACCAGUGUGACUCAGGAUGGGUGCCUGUCUACACCGAUGCCCAGAAGAACCUCGCCCUUAUGUCCAUCGGCUUCCUGCUGGAGGACCCAGAUGAAGCAGUGAUCUGGAGGGGGCCCAAGAAAACCGCUUUGAUUGGCCAGUUUGUGUCAGAUGUAGCAUGGGGAGAGCUGGACGUGCUGCUGGUGGACACGCCGCCAGGGACGUCUGAUGAGCAUUUGGCGGUACUGGAGAACCUUAAAAAACACAAAGUAGAUGGAGCCAUCUUGGUCACCACACCUCAGGCGGUAUCUACUGGGGAUGUGAGGAGAGAGAUUACCUUCUGUAAGAAGACAGGCGUACGGAUCCUUGGCAUCAUUGAGAACAUGAGUGGCUUUGUUUGUCCCCACUGCUCGGAAUGCAGCAAUAUAUUCUCAAAAGGUGGUGGUGAAGAGUUAGCCAAGCUGAGUGGAUCAGUAUUCCUAGGCUCUGUGCCCUUGGAUCCUCUGCUCAGCGCUAGUAUAGAGGAGGGCAAAGACUUCACACAGUCAUUUCCUGACAGCGCCACCUUCAGUGCCAUCAGCAGUAUUUCUCAGACUCUGCUCAGCAGCCUCCAAACAGCUUGAACCAUAAAUUUAUUAGCUCAAUUCUGAAUUGUUCUCACAUUUUAGCACAUAGGCUCUGCAAAAUACAGUAUAAUGCAGAUAUUAGUCGUGUAAAUGUAGAGAUUUGUUGCAUUUGUCCUGUACAAUUAAUUAUAUUAAACACUUUAUCUUGUUUAUACCUCA